AUGUCAUCAAUUACAAUUAUACCACAACCAACAACAUAUGCAACAACAACAGCAAAUAAUUUACCAAAUAUUAAUUUACCACCAAUGCGUCCAUUAUAUUUACAACCAUACGCUCCUCAACAACAACAACCACCAACUUACCAUCAUCUUAAACAACAAAUUCAGCCUAAGCCUAUGUUAUAUGGAUCCAAUCAUCGAAAGCAAAAUUAUCUACACAAAUUUCAAACAGGUACGACUACUACAUUUAAUGGAUAUACUAACUUUUCAGGUACACGUACAACUAAUUUACCACCACCACCACCACCACGUCGAAAUUUACCACCUCCACCACCACCACGUACAAUAUAUCAUCAUAAUCCUUAUCAUAAUAAUUAUAAUAAUCGUUAUUACCAUCAUCGUCAUCAUUAUAAUAAUAAUUUUAAUAAUACCCAAAAUUUACCAUCAUUACUUGAUUUAAAUCCCUUCCAUUUACCAUCACGUCAUAAUACACGUACAUUUACCACUGCCCAACAUUAUCAUCCUAAUCAUCAUCAACAACAUUAUCCCCGUUCAUUAUCACGAUCCCGUUUUCAUGUUUUAUCCCAAUUACCAUCAAAAUCACGGUCCCGUUCACGUUCUUACCAACGUCCAUUACCACCACCAAUUAAGCCCCGUCGUAUUCAUCAUCAACAACAACAACAACAAUUUAAUCGCCACCGAUACCAACAACAACAACAACGUCCUACCAUACCACCAUACAACAAUACCAAUAAUAAUAUUAAUAAUAAUAAUAAUAAUUACAAUGGAAUUAAACGUACUUUACAAGGCAUUAUAUUAUCUGAUUCUAUGUGUUCAAGAUUACGUACAUAUGCCAUUAGAAAAUUACCAUUAUAUGAUAUUGAAUUAAGUUAUGAAUCAGGUUGUGAUGAAUACGACGGGGCUUAA
Molecule: messenger RNA, 924 nt
Organism: Rotaria sp. Silwood2
Lineage: Eukaryota; Metazoa; Rotifera; Eurotatoria; Philodinida; Philodinidae
Source: the annotation of a GenBank genome assembly